AGGCGGGCUCUCGGGAUUUGAAAUCCAGCGCUGUUUGUCCGUGCUGGGGAAGUGGAUGAGGAAGGCGAGGGAGCUCCAGUCUGUGCCUCUGCGGACACGCGUGGAGCCCUUGCCCGGGCCUCCGUGGGUCUGAGGCGCUGCGAGCCCUGGGUAACCACGGCCUCGUGCUGCUGCCCUCACCAAGGUUUCUCUGGACUCCUUCUGAAGUUCUGUCUGAAAAUUUGUGUUGAAUGAAUUUUCUAUAAAAAGAAUUUUGUUGCCACUCUCCUAUCAAGAUGAUUGUAACACCUUUGAAGCAUUCAGGAAUUCAUUUGUCUUCUGGAACAUUGCAAAGAAGAAAUAUGCCUCUAGAUGCAGUCUUUAUUGACAGCAUCCCUUCAGGCACACUCACUCCUUUGAAAGAUUUGGUAAAAUAUCAGAAGUCCUCUUUAAAAGUUAAUGGUCAUAUAAAGAAUCAGUUAUUAGAAAUAAGAACUUCUAACGAUAAAGAUAUAUUUCAAUCCACCAUGUUAUCAGAGGUUACCCUUCCGAGCAGCUCUCUUGAUAUCAGUGUUAUAAAGCCCAACAUGGAUAGAUUAAGAAAUGAAAUGAUUUAUGAAUCACCAGGUAAAAUCUUUCAAAGAAUGAAAGCAAAAGUACAGCGUGACAAACAAGAACAACUGACAAGGAACAGUAGCAUGUUGGCAUCACCACAGGGUGAACACAGCAAAGCCUUUCCUCCUAACACAGACAAGAAAGCUCAGUUGCAACAUACCUAUAUCUGUGAGAAAAAAGAAAAGUUGUUCCAAUCCAAUGACCCUUCACUAGGAGAUCCUCCAAUUCUGAACCAAGAACAAAAAAAUGUUUCAGCUUCGUGCAUUUCAAGGAAGGCAUUAACUAGAGCCCAGUUUGGCGGACAAGUUCUUCAUUCAAAAGAGAGUCCUGUUAAGAUCACUGUGUCCAAAAAGAACACAUUUAUUUUGGGAGGCAUUGAUUGUACUUAUGAAAAGUUUGAAAAUACUGAUGUUAACGCCAUUAGUUCUCUUUGUGUUCCUAUUAAGAGUCACAGCCAAUCUAUUACUUCUGAUAAUGAUGUGACAACAGAAAGGACUGCAAAAGAGGAUAUCACAGAAACAAAUGAAGAGAUGAUGUCCAGAAGGACUGUUCUUCAAAAUCCCAUAAAGAAUACAUCUAAAAUGAAACGUUCAAGUCCAAGACCUAAUUUAACACUAUCUGGCCGGUCUCAAAGAAAAUGUACAAAGCUUGAAACUGUUGUAAAAGAAGUAAAAAAAUAUCAGGCAGUCCAGCUACAGGAUUGGAUGAUUAAAGUCAUCAAUAAUAAUACUGCUAUAUGUGUAGAAGGAAAGCUGGUAAAUAUGCCUGAUGUUUAUUGGCAUAGCAAUGUAAUUAUAGAGCGGAUUAAACACAAUGAACUUAGGACCUUGUCAGGCAACAUUUAUAUCUUAAAAGGAUUGGUAGACGCGGUCUCCAUGAAAGAAGCAGGAUAUCCUUGUUAUCUCACAAGAAAAUUUAUGUUUGGAUUUCCCCACAAUUGGAAGGAACACAUUGAUAAAUUUCUAGAACAAUUAAGGGCUGAAAAAAAGAACAAGACCAGACAGGAAACAGCAAGAUUCCAAAAUAAACAAAAAUCAACAAAAAAAGAUGCAGAAGAUAAAGAAACAUAUGUCCUCCAAAAGGCCAGCAUCACUUAUGACCUUAAUGAUAAUAGCUUAGAGAGAACUGAAGUACCCACUGAUCCCUUGAACUCACUGGAACAGCCUACCUCCGGCAAAGAAAGAAGACACCCGCUUCUCCAUCAGAAGAGAGCUUAUGUUUUAAUGACACCACUUAGAAACAAAAAGUUGAUAGAGCAAAGAUGUAUGAAGUACAAUCUCUCUAUUGAAGGAAUAUCAGACUUUUUCAAAGCAAAGUGUCAAGAAGAAAGUGACUCAGAUAUACGUGGAACUCCAAGUUCUACCAGUAAGUCUCAAGAGACCUUUGAACAUAGAGUGGGAUAUGAAGGCAAUACCAAGGAGGACUGCAGUGAAUGUGACAUAAUCACUGCCAGACAUAUUCAGAUACCUUGCCCGAAAAGUAAACAAAUGCUCACCAGUGAUUUUAUGAAAAAGAACAAGUUGCCCUCAAAACUGCAGGAAACUGAAAAUCAAAUAAGUGUAUCACAGUAUUGCCGGUCCUCAUCACAUUUGUCAAGUGAAGAGAAUGAAGUAGAAAUUAAAAGUAAAACCAGAGCAAGAAAUACAAAAGAAAGGCUGAAUCAGGAGAGAGAAAACACAAACCACAUCACAAAAGAUAUCCUCCUCAUUUCAGAAACUGAAGGUGAGAGUGAUUGUUAUGUCACACCAAAGAGACCUCCAUCUUCGGCUAAAGAAUCCCAUUACAAAUCUGCUGUUAGCAAGGACUUUCUCAUUGAAGGCAAGGCAUCUGAGAGAACUGGCAGACAGCUGUUAGACCAUCUACCUGGUUUAACUGAGGAUGGAGAAUGGAGUGAGCAGGAGUUACAGAAGCUCCAUUGUGCUUUUACAUCUCUUCCAAAGCACAAACCUGGCUUUUGGUCAGAUGUGGCUAUGGCAGUAGGUUCUCGAACUGCUGAUGAAUGCCAGAAGAAAUACACAGAAGAACCCCAAGACAGAGGAUCCCGAAAACAUGUCUCUAAGAAAAAGCAAGCCAACAAGGUCCAAAAUGGUGAGAAAGACAGUGCUGAUAACAAUACUAUUAAGAUAACUGCCAGAGUGGGAACUCUUAAAAGGAAACGACAAAUGAGGGAUUGCCUAGAACAUCUGGCAAAAGACAACCAUGAUGAUUUUUUCACUGCAACACCCUUGCAGAAACAAAGAAUUCAGUUGCCAACUUUUCAAUACAGUCAAGAUGAUGAUUUUCUGCUAGAUAUGGACAGGGAUCCAGCAUCUCCAUCAUCAGUUAUUACUUCACCAUUGAGAAGCACUACUCCACAAUGUCAGCAUUUCAGCCCCAGCAUGCUAGCCUCUAUAGAAAGGAAUAAUUGUGAUAGAUAUGUUUACCAAAUGCAAAAAAAUGCUAAAAAAUAUGGCAAAAGUAAUGGUGGCCUUGUCUGGGGCAACAUUAGGAAAAAAACAGUUAAAACUGAUCUCUCAUCUCCACCACCAACACGGAAAGCUCUGUUUAACAAAGAUUUAGGUAAAAACACUGAUAUUUCGAAGUAUUUCAUUGAUGAUACAGAAUCAGAUGAAGAAGAGAAAGAUUAUUACUUUUCCAAUUCUGACUGAUAGACGACUUGCAGGAAUUUUACCAUCAAGCAGAAUAUACUUUUAUCCUCACAUGGUGACUAUUUUCUUUGUAAUAAGGGAAUGCAGAUUUGUUUCCCAAAAAUGUCUUAUGUUUGUAUGCAAGGUUAAACCCCCUAUAGAGCAUCCCUCAGAACUACAGCUUACAGUUACUUUGCCUGUGUAUGCAUUUGUAAAUUUUAUGUUUGUAAUAUUAAAGUAUAUAAAGUUCAGUCUCUUGAGAACAUCCAAGCCUGUUUUCUUUUUAGUAAUCAUGUCUUAAAUGAGGAGAGGUAAGGGGCCAGAGUUAAGAUUGUGGACUGGAAGAUAUUAGAAUGAAAACUUUUAGCAUCAUGCAGCCUGGAAUUACAAGCCAGGGUUCCUUCUGUUUAAAUUAUGUCAUUCAAACUGUUUUACCUGGUCUUUAUGUUUGACCUGCUUUUUCUUCUGAUAGUUUUUCUUAAUUUUUUUACUGGAUGUUGGUCUGUUUGUGAAAACUUCACCUCUAAUU
Mus caroli (Ryukyu mouse) is the source of this 3750-nucleotide messenger RNA. RefSeq names its product MIS18 binding protein 1 (gene Mis18bp1). The record is from RefSeq and is a predicted model, not a curated record. NCBI's taxonomy places the organism in Eukaryota, Metazoa, Chordata, Mammalia, Rodentia, Muridae. Gene Ontology annotation, cellular component: chromosome, centromeric region.